AUGUCUCUGGUGGUCUCCCCACAUUUGACUACCUUAAACUAUACUAGUGUUAGCCACACAGUCUUCCACUUGCUGGGCAUCCCUGGCCUUGAGGACCAGCACAUGUGGAUUUCCAUCCCCUUCUUCAUUUCCUAUGUCAUGACCCUGUUUGGGAACAGUUUGCUCAUCUUCAUCAUCCUCACAAAGAGCAGCCUCCAUGAAGCCAUGUACCUCUUCCUCUGCAUGCUGGCUGGAACAGACAUUGUCCUCUCCACAUGUACAGUACCUCAGGCCUUGGGCAUCUUCUGGUUCCAUGCUGAGGAGAUCUCGCUGGAUCGCUGCAUCACUCAGGUAUUCUUCCUCACUUCCACCUUCAUGACUGAGUCAGGGAUCUUGCUGGUGAUGGCAUUUGACCGCUACAUUGCCAUAUGCUACCCACUCAGAUACACAGCUAUUCUUACACAUGCACUGAUUGGGAAAAUUGGUGUGACAAUCUUUCUGAGAAGUUUUGGUACAGUAUUCCCCAUAAUAUUUCUCCUGAAAAGGCUGACUUUUUGCAGAAGUAAUAUUCUUCCACACACUGUUUGUGAGCACAUUGGGUUGGCUAAAUUUUCUUGUGAUGACAUACGAAUAAACAUCUGGUAUGGAUUUUUUCUCCUACUGUCAACAAUUGCUUUAGAUGUCUGUCUAAUUUGUGUUUCAUAUAUCCUUAUUCUACGUGCUGUCUUUCGCAUCCCUUCCCGAGAUGCUCGCUCCAAAGCUCUCAACACAUGUGGUUCCCAUGUCUGCAUCAUCAUCCUCUUUUAUGGACCUGGGAUCUUCUCAGUCCUCACUCAGCGGUUCGGACACCACAUUUCACCCUCUGUCCAUAUCCUGCUGGCCCAUAUCUGCAUUAUGAUACCUCCUAUGCUGAAUCCCAUCAUUUAUGGAAUCAAGACCAAAGAGAUCCGGGGCCAGAUGAUUCAUAUCUUGUUUUCAAAACAGAUAUGA
Molossus molossus (Pallas's mastiff bat) is the source of this 969-nucleotide messenger RNA. Its product is annotated as olfactory receptor 52B4-like. Gene Ontology annotation, cellular component: membrane. Bases 1 to 969 code for a protein of 322 amino acids. Gene Ontology annotation, molecular function: G protein-coupled receptor activity; olfactory receptor activity. The transcript has a single exon. The record is from RefSeq and is a predicted model, not a curated record. Gene Ontology annotation, biological process: G protein-coupled receptor signaling pathway. Lineage: Eukaryota; Metazoa; Chordata; Mammalia; Chiroptera; Molossidae.